UGUAGAUAAGUGCGGUCACACUAUCUUAUAAUUUGUAAACAUUUGCAAAAAUGACAACAAAAAACCCGGACAACUUAAGAGAACAACUAAUAGCGGCUGUGCUAAAAAAGAGAAAAGCCUUGGCUCGAGCACAGGAAAUAGUUGUUAGACUCAUUGAGCCUAAUAUUCAACAGGAUGAGUUUCUAAGCCUGCUAUCUGAAAUUGAUCCCCAUAACUAUGCAGAUAUUGUUGAAGAACGUUCCAUUAAUAAACUCUGUGGCUAUCCGCUUUGUUCCACAGCCUUGGAAAAUGUUCUGUCCCAAAAAUAUAAAAUUUGUGGACGCCAAAAUAAGGUCUACGAUAUUACGGAGCGUAAAAAAUUUUGCUCAGGUCAUUGCUUUCAGGCAUCCGAAUAUAUUAAAUCCCAAGUUCCUGUGUCGCCUCUGUGGCUACGUGACAAGGAAAUGAAAACGAAAUUUCAACUUUUAGCUUAGUUAAUGUAUUUCAUUUAUUUAUAUU
Messenger RNA from Drosophila willistoni, 498 nucleotides. RefSeq names its product putative RNA polymerase II subunit B1 CTD phosphatase RPAP2 homolog. Gene Ontology annotation, cellular component: nucleus; cytoplasm. The record is from RefSeq and is a predicted model, not a curated record. Gene Ontology annotation, molecular function: RNA polymerase core enzyme binding; RNA polymerase II CTD heptapeptide repeat phosphatase activity. NCBI's taxonomy places the organism in Eukaryota, Metazoa, Arthropoda, Insecta, Diptera, Drosophilidae. The coding region runs from base 51 to 473 and encodes 140 amino acids. The transcript is spliced from 4 exons.